AUAAACUGUUUUACAACUAAUAUCUAUAUAGCUGGCAUUGAAUAUUGCAAAAAUUGGGAUAAAAUAUUUAGUGUCAUUUUAGGUCAUUCAGUAUAAAGCUAUCAACUGCUCUUGCGCUCUUUUAAUUUAUCGCAAUUUUCCGAGAACUUAUGUCGUAUAUGUUGCAAGAAGUAGUCUGUGUCGUAGGAAGGAAAAUGUUAACUUCACUUUUUUGGUGUUUUUGAUUUCAUAAAAGCAACGCAAAAUAAAAAUAUAUGUGUACGACGUUUUUAAUGGGGAAGUCAUAAUGCAAUUUAUCGUCUGAGAGCGAAUGUAAUGAGCGCAACUGUGUAGCAAAUGAUGUUCAUUGUUGCAUCACUAAGUUCGCUAUACGUGAUUUUACAUAUAGUUCGAGUUCUUUCCGUUUGAUUACAGGCGUAUUUUCACGAUGCUGCCCAUGAUUAAAUUGGAAGCAGGAAAGUUGGUUAAGAGAGUUGUGGGAGAGGCCUCAAAACAUGCUGCAGAUGUAGCGGAAAUGAUUAAAGAAAUUCCAUUGUAUAAGAGAUGGUUUGUGAGUGGGUAUGGAAUUACAGUAGAUUCCUCUGGAGAGAGAGACAUUUUGAAUUUCCCUCAUCCUGUGAGAAGAGAGUAUCCAAUGAAAGUCCGCUAUGGUUUUGUUCCAGACAACUGGUUUACGGAUUUCUACAAUAAGACUGGAGUAACAGGACCGUACGUGUUCGGAACAACUGUGUCAUCGUAUCUUCUCUCCAAGGAAAUAUAUGUUCUUGAGCACAACUAUUACACUGGAAUUUCAGUGGCAAUUCUUUGUGUGAUGGCAGUGAAGAAGCUUGGGCCCAGUCUGUCUGUUUAUCUGGACAAACAAGUAGAUGAGGAAACAGGUCAGUGGAACAAGUACAGAGAAGACCAGUUUCGUUUCUACAAUCAAGCCGUAGAAAUGGAAAGGAAGGCGCAGCUAUCUGCCCAAGCACAGACCAUGCUGACCGAUGCAAAGUACCAGAUGGUCGCACUUCAGAGAGAGGCCGCAUUUAGAGAGCGCCAGAUGGAAGUUCAUAGGGAGGUGGUCCGCUGCCUGGACUACAUGGUGGAGGCAUCCCGUGUUAACACCAACUUCAUCCUGCGGCACAUGGCAUCCUGGGUGAGGGACCAAGUCUCAAAGGAGCUGGAAAAGGACCCAGAGCUGCCACGGCGUGUGCUCAGCCACUGCAUUGCGCAGCUGCGAUCCUUGAUACCACAGCACGAGGACCGCCACGAGGGCACGCCAGCGCCUGAUGACGACGACGGUCCAGAAGCUGCCAAUCCGGGCACAGAUGAGGAGCCAGCCGCAGCCGCAACUGUCAACAUGUGGGGCGUGCCCUUGCUGGUCUGAAGGGGGCAUCACACUUGCAGAAACACCUUGCUGUUGAUCUCAUUAUAAUACGAGUAUUCCUAGAAUAUUGCCAGGACUAUAUAACCAUUGAGGUGACAGUCACUGUAAAUCUCGAAAUUUUCCUGGCACUCUGAAUAUUCAAUCAUGUUUCAGAGAACAUUUGGUUGCCAUUUGCAACCUCACAUGAUACUUCAUCUGAGCAGCUGCCAUACACCUGAAGGUGAACUGUCAAAAACUGACAUUGGCUACCCAUGUCACACUAUAUUUAAUAGUGCUCUGUAUGUGUUUCAUGCAUGUGUCACAACCAUAAUUGAAAGACUGACAACACUGCCAGCAGGCAUCAGCCUCAAUGACAGAAAUGCUAUGUGUGGUAAGUUACUGUUCAUUAUAGCCCUUGACAUGCUCUGUUGUUUUCACUGAGGUAAAACUGAAGAAACAAUGGAAUCAUGUGUGAUGGUCAAUUUAGCCACUGUCCUGGUUAACAUGGUCUUCUGUGUUUUGUAUUCCCACUUACUCUUUAAUAAUGGAAUCCAGAAAUGAGUUAGAAGCAGCCAGAAUUGUUCUUUUGUUGUAUUGCACUAUUUUCCCAAUGGACAUGCAAAGUCCAGUAAUGAUGCAGGAGGCAAGUAAGUACUGAUGUUCUGUGCUACAUUGUUUCACGGAGCAUAGGAUGUGAUCUAUAUAGGCCAACAAUAUUCGCAUAAUAUUUUGUACACUUGAGUCUUCAGUCAUAAUAAGUCAUACUUCAUCCAUCCCAGAAGGUCUGUAAUUUUAGAUGGUUAUAAACAGAGUUAAGAUCCUGCAAAAACUCCAUUAAUUUUUCAUCUCCAUGGGGCCAGACCAUGGCAGUACCGUCAACGUACCUCCAAAAAACAGUUGGAUAAAGGGCUUGUUCUUCAAACUCUUACAUUAACAAAUUUUGCCACCAAGGGAGAAAUAGGCCUUCCCAAGGUGACCCCAUCAAUCCGUUCAAGUAUUCGUAGUUAAACCUAAAAUACUUUGAGGUAAAAUCAUACCAGAAUAAGGCUGUGAUGACUGCCUAAAAUUUAUUGCCGAUCAGUGGCAGGGGCUCUGCAGGUGGGUUAUCAAUGCUGCACUGACCUAUUGCAGUAGAGGAAGUCUGCCAUCGCUGAACAUUAUAUAUCUACCAGGCAUACAAUGGAACAACAAUUUUGACCUCUACUAAUUUGGAAACCAUUAUUAAAGAGUCUGUGGAGAUAUAACUGGCAGGAAACCAUGUUAACUGAAUAACUAUCAAUUGGGAAAUACAUUAUUUCCACGAUUUGCUCUCAGCGAAGAUGACAGAGCACUCUGAUGGCCUUGGCAGUUGGCAACCCAAUACACGUGUGAGAUUUCUGCCAUCAAGGGUGCUGCCUGCCGGCACUAUGGUGUGUGCACACACACAACAUGCUAAUAAACUGUGUGAUGUGGGUAACCAAUGUCAGUCUAACAAUCUCAGUCCAUGCAGCUGAUAUGCAAAAAUCUCUUGGUUAUUGAAGUGCUGGUUUUGACCAGAAAAGUAAGUUUGUGUGCUGAAAUAAGCUUUCAGCUUGAAGAGCUUGGAGUAGACUCUGUCACUGAUCAUUUUCUCUGCAGUUUUCUCUUUCUUUUGUUUCUCAGGAUUUUCAUUUUGUGCACCAGUUUUGUGAAGCACCUUUGAAAAUAUUUGUAACAAGUAGGGUGAGUGUUCCAAAUAACACCUAGCUUAACUUCUCUUGUUAUUUCUGCCUCCUGUGAUGACAGAUGAAGCUAGACAUUAAAUAACAAUUACAAACAGCUAUUCUGCUUUUGUUUUCAGGAAUCAUUUUCCUCCCAAUCCUUUCCUAGCUGAAGUUAAUUAUGGGAAUUUGAGAAAUUGGAAAUGGAAGGUUAUCAAAAUGUGUUCCUAAUUCUGCCUGCCUAUGUUCCUUAUAUUGCCUAUAGGCAAACUUCAAAACCAAAGGAUUGCAGUUUGUAAGCAGCGAGCAGUGUGUUGCGGCAAGUGUGAGAAUGCGCAUGUGCGAGUGAGCUCACAAAUACACACACACACACACACACACACACACACACACACACACACAUUCUGUAAGUGUUCUAUAAUAUAUGAAUAGUUACCAUGUAAAAAUUAAUAUCAGUGGAUCUUUGGCUAAUGAAAGGAAGAAAAAAGUUUCAUUCACUGACAGAAAGGCAUACACUCGAUCCAUUUCGAUUAAUUGAGGCCUGCAAUAGCUCCAGGAGGUUUAGGUUCAUAUCAUUUUCUUUCUAGAGUAAGUGAUCAUGGCAAGUGAGAGACACUGACAUAUUGCUGACAGUUACAUUGAAUUUUCCCCUUUCGCCUCAUGAAAUUUUUGAACCACAUAUUUAUUCUUUAAAGAAAUGUGUGAAAUUAAUCAGAUUUUACUCUUUGAACUCUCAUACACUACCGCUAGUUGGAAAGCCCUUUGCUUUACAGCUAUUAUGAAUAAUGUUAAAAAAAAAUUAUUUUUAGCAUCAGUGCAGUAAUUAAUAAUCUCUGUUUAUAAAUCUAUUUUCAGCAGUAGUUUUUUUGUAUCUCACUUUCCACUAGAAUCACUUAAUUUUAUUAUUCCUUUUUUGAUUAUUCCCAGUUUUUCAUUUUGAACAGCACAACAUCCAGCCUGAAGACUUUAUGUGGACCAGGUCUGCCUUUCAUUCUUAUCUUAGAAGCCAUACUUACUGGGGGGAAAAGCAGUAAUAACGUAUUAAACUGAUGAAAGUGGAGUAAAUAAAAAAUUGAUAGUUAAUUAUAUAAAUGAUAUGUGUGGAUGUUCUUAACAUUGCGUCUGGAAGAUACUGGGUGGUUGUAAGCAUGCUGCUACACUCACCCAGUAAAGUUUAGAAAAAGUUGCUUUACAAAAUCCUGCACUGUUGGGCUCUCCAUUUUAUGCUAUUUUAAACAUAUCAAAAGAGAUUGCACCACACUCACCUGUUCCAUGUACAGCUGGAAAGUGUUUAAAAAGAGUGAGGGAUGAGCUUAGAAAAUGUGGAACUCCAUCAGUGUCUUACCAGUCACUAAUGAGAGGGUCUUUGUUCACACAGUGGGUAAUGGCAACCCGGAACUCAAAGCUGGCUCACACAUUGUCUUCAGAACAGGUGUGUGAGGUAUUAAUCAGAGGGAUAAUAUUUAGGACACUCACUGUCAAUAAAUUCCAAAACUAACUUGCAAUAUUGUUUUAUUAUUUAAAUAUUUUUUAUUUUGUUAUAUAUUACAUAAUUUAUGGACUUGAUUUGCAAAUCAAAUGCAUAAUAUAAAUUUUACAUUUAAAUAUCUGUUAGCAGGGGCACAAUACAUAAAUGAAUUUUUAAUUUUUAUACUAUCAUUUGUAAUUGAUGUGGCAUUUGCUGGUCAGUGACAGAGAAAGCAUAACCUGCUGUCAUCAUUGUUAAGUUUUCUUGGUUUCAGACGCAUUAGCCCUUAGUUGUAUAAAAAACUGUGUUGUGAAUUUUAU
Messenger RNA from Schistocerca gregaria, 4812 nucleotides. RefSeq names its product ATP synthase subunit b, mitochondrial-like. The transcript is spliced from 5 exons. NCBI's taxonomy places the organism in Eukaryota, Metazoa, Arthropoda, Insecta, Orthoptera, Acrididae. The record is from RefSeq and is a predicted model, not a curated record. Gene Ontology annotation, molecular function: proton transmembrane transporter activity. The coding region runs from base 428 to 1366 and encodes 312 amino acids. Gene Ontology annotation, biological process: proton motive force-driven ATP synthesis.